CUGGGAGAGCAGAGAAAGAGGGAGAUGAGCACAGAGAGCAGCACUACAGCAUCCUCACAUUCCCAAGAGCUGCACCUCCACUCACACCUCCCUGGGACUGAGCUGAGCUGAGCUGCUGGCCAGAGUCUCCUCACCUGGAGCGUCUCACCUGGGACAGGUAACCUGGCAGGACACUGAACACUGGUGGCUUUUAAAGGACUUGUGGGGAAGGCAGAGCCUGCAGUGAGGACCUCGAACCCUUGGACAGACGGCAUGGAUCACCGGCACACCUGGACUGCUCUCCUGGACUGGACCCUCAUGAGGAACUGGCUGCUGCUGGGAGUCUUUGCAGGUCCGAGCUCCGGCCAGUGCGCAGCCUGUCUGGACUACUGCUGUGACGGGACACCUGAGUUCUGCUGCUCCUACUACACCUACGUGGGGAGCGUCCUCUCGGGAACAGCCAUCUCAGGCGUUGUGUUUGCCGUGGUGUUUCUCAUGGGCGCCGCAGCAGCUGUUUUCCUCUGCCUGUGCAUGUGUGUGAAAAAAGGGCGGAGCUCCAGGGUGGGAGUCCUCAGAGCCUCCAACAUCAGCACCGUCACCCCGGGAUACCCUGGACCUCCUCCACCCUACAGUUACGACUAUUUAAUGUACCCACAUCAUGUCCUGCCUCCACCCUACACCCCAAACCCAGCUGUGAUGAGCAGCUAUGCCCCACCCCCACCGUACCCUGGUUACACGUGGAAGUAGCUCCCCAGCAUCAGCCACAGCAGCUCAAAGGGCCACUCAAAGGGCUUGGGUUUGUCUUCCAGCACAUGGUAGAAGACUGAUUCAGAUGACCUCAGCAUCGCUGCUCCAGGCCCUUGACCCACCUGUCGGGGAGGCUUUUCCUUUUAGGAAUUCCACCCAACUCCGCCUUUGCUGCUGUGACGCUGAUGGGUGGGGAAGAGCACCCAGACAUCUGGUGAGAGAGCAGCAGCAGGUCUUCAGCACUUGGCCUCCAACACCUCCAGGAUGGCCAACCAGAGAAUUCUGUCGCACUGCUUCUGUUUGGCAAACGGGGGCGAUACUGAGCAGCAAAUGUAAUUUUCUGGCUUUGCGGUGUCGCAAGCGUGGAAAUGUUGCACUUGUACAGUGUCAUAGCUGGGAGGACAUCUGAGUGACACAGAAACCAGAAGAUUUCCUGGUUGAACUUCUUUUUUCUCCAUCCCUUUUUGGAUGGCUGAGAUGGUCUCGAAAGUCCCUUUAAACAACUGUGUCAAAAUGGCCUGAGCGCACAGGCGGGAGUUCUCCCACGUGUCUCUCAGCGUGAAGGAAAACGAGUGUGUUUACAUUUAUUUAUUUAUUUACCAUUUCCCAAAGCAGCCCAUCGGUUUACAGGAUACACACACUCCUCAGCUUAC
This is a messenger RNA of Scleropages formosus (Asian bonytongue), 1379 nucleotides long. RefSeq names its product cysteine and tyrosine-rich protein 1-like. Bases 253 to 726 code for a protein of 157 amino acids. NCBI's taxonomy places the organism in Eukaryota, Metazoa, Chordata, Actinopteri, Osteoglossiformes, Osteoglossidae. The record is from RefSeq and is a predicted model, not a curated record. The transcript is spliced from 4 exons.